Messenger RNA from Paramecium sonneborni, 1886 nucleotides. The record is from the annotation of a GenBank genome assembly. Lineage: Eukaryota; Ciliophora; Oligohymenophorea; Peniculida; Parameciidae.
AUGAAAUUUUGUUUUAGAAAUGCCCUUUUAUUCCUUCUUCUUAUUUUACUUGGGCGAUCAUCAAAUGUUAUAGAACAUCCAAAUGAAAGAAUUCUUCAGGAUACUAGUGAAGAAAAUGCUAAAAAUAACGAUUGGGAACCUAUUCGAAUAUAAUAUAAAAUAGCAUAACUUUACUAUGAAUAUGAGUACUAGAAGUUUUUCUAAAAAUUAUUUUCAGUUGCUUAGACAUUUAUAACUAGAUAUUUCUUAGUAUAAAGAUUGACAGAAGUUAUUACAUUUGAUGACACUGAUGAUAAAUAUUUUGAUUCUGAAUAAAUUUCAAUUCAAUAUUUGUCAGAAUCAUUUGAAACAGACCUUGUAUAAAUUAAUAAUAUAUUUCCAUAGCUAAUUUUUGUUUAAAUAUAUGAUGAUUCAACAACAAAUGUUAAAGCUAGUUCAGAGUAUAUUAAAACUUAUUCAAAAACCUAAAGACCAACUGUGGGCAUUAUAAAGUGGAAUAUUUACUCUACUAACUUAAAAAAUAUGACUAACUCUGAAUUUGAAUUAAAUAUGCAAAGAUUAAUUGCAACUACAAUGUAUAUUAUGGGUUUCACACCUAAAGCAUUUUAAACUUAUUUUGAUAGCUCAAUUAAUGUAAAAUAUUCUAAUCCUUCCAUUACUAUAAAUAAUAUUACUUACUUAUCAACUCCAAGAAUAAAAAAAAUAAUAUAAUAACACUUUAAGUGUGAUACUGUCAAAGGUGCAUAGCUUGAAAAUGAUGGAGGAAACUCUUAUGCAAAAAACCAUUUAGAAAGAAGUAUAUUUUAUAAUGAAAUUUUAACAAGUGCAACAAUGGAAGGGAAUAUGAUUAUAUCUGAUUUUACUUUUUCAAUAUUUUAAGAUACUGGGUAUUUUAUUCUUAUAAUUAGUUUUUAUAAUUUGAUGCAAUAUUCACCAGAUAAAGUGCUUUGGGGAAAAGGCAAAGGAUGCGAUUUUUUACAGAAAAGAUGUUAUGGUGAUUUUUAAGAAUUUUGCAAUGUAGAAAAUGAAGAAGGAUGUUCCUUUUUAAAUACUGGAUAUUCAAAUUGCAAAUAAGAUGAUUUUAGUGAUUAAUGCAAAUAUUUUUAAAUCAAAUAAGAUUAUGAUUGUAGAGAUUCAACAUCUGGAGGAGAUGAAGCUAAAGAAACAUUUUAGCAUUUUGGAUCUGAUAGUAUGUGUAUUGUUGGGUCAAUAAGUGAGAAUUAUAGUGUAGCCAAUAAAUAAAAAUUUAGUUGUUUUUAAUAUCUGUGCGAUGCCAAUAAUCAAUUAACUCUAAUUAUUAAUUCAAAAUCUUUUAAUUGCUUAUCAUAAUAAACUAUAAAAAUUGAUUAAUAUUUUGGAUAAGUAUCAUGUCCAAAAAACCCUGAAGAGUUUUGCAGAUCCUAAGAUGAAUGUAUGGGUUAAUGCAAUUAAAGAGGAUAUUGUUUAAAUAAAAUGGUAAAUACCACUAUUAAAUUUAUAGUGUAUUUGCUCAUUAGGUUAUUCAGGUAAAGGGUGUUAGGAAAAUUGUUCAAAAUAUAGACACAAUGCUGAAUGCUAUGAUAAAUGCCCAUCAAAAACAUAUCCAAUAGAAGCAAUUUAAUAUUGUGUUGGCUGUCCUGGAGUAAAUAUAAUAAUAUUUUACAUAGAAUUGUCAAGAUUGUUCAAGCUAUAAUAAGUGCAAAAUUUGUUUACCAGGAUAUAAACUAAAUUCAAUAGGAUUUUGUGAUAUUUUAUAUAAUUAUGAGGUGCCAGAGGAGGAGAGUGAAGAAGAAAGCCUACCAACUAAUGUUUAAGAGGACGAACAGUACUUGAUUUUGGAAUUCACUUUCGAAUAGAAUAAUGCAUAUAUUUUUGGGGCAUCAUUAGCCUUUUUAACAUUAUUAUGA